Messenger RNA from Musa acuminata AAA Group (dessert banana), 1576 nucleotides. Its product is annotated as thioredoxin-like fold domain-containing protein MRL7L homolog, chloroplastic. Gene Ontology annotation, biological process: chloroplast organization; regulation of DNA-templated transcription. Gene Ontology annotation, cellular component: chloroplast stroma. The record is from RefSeq and is a predicted model, not a curated record. The transcript has 6 exons. NCBI's taxonomy places the organism in Eukaryota, Viridiplantae, Streptophyta, Magnoliopsida, Zingiberales, Musaceae. The coding region runs from base 196 to 1221 and encodes 341 amino acids.
GUGGAGGCCAUCCCCGCUUCGGUUCCUCUGUCCGCGAAGACAAGCUGGGCUUCGUGUUCGACGCCGUCGCCUUCCUUCCCUUCCGCCUCCACUGCAAGAUCACUACUUCUCACGGUUAUCGUCCCCAAGAACAAAGACCACAGACACCAACUCGAAUUGCUGCGAUCUCUGCUGCAAUCUCGGUGCUGUUAGGUCAUGGCGGCACCGCACUGCUUGUUGCUCUUCAGGUGUUCUACACAAGUUCCAAGAGAAGCAACCCGUCUUCGUCUUCCUCCUCUUUGCGCUCGUUCGCCUGCCCGACGCCAGAUGAGACACGCGCGCUUGGGCUCACCUUCACUAGUUUCUGUCGGUCUCUGUUUCGCCAAGCCUUGUACAACGGCAAGAGCUUCUAAAGCGGUCGAGCUAGUACUUGGCGAUGGGAGAGACGAGGAAGAUGCACGUAGAUGGAACUCCGCCAAGACAGAGAGUGACGAGAGCGACGUGGAUGAAGACGAGGAUGGCCCAUCACUCAUGAGUGAGGAUGAGAGGAAGGAAAUGAGGAGGAAGAUAAGAGAGGUGCUCGACACGAACCUGAACGUCGAGGAGGAAACCGACCCAGUCCAAAGGAGAAUCAAGAUGCAGAAGCUCUUAGCAGACUACCCGUUGGUGGUUGAAGAGGAAGAUCCCAACUGGCCUGAGGACGCCGAUGGCCGGGGGUUCAACCUUGAUCAGUUCUUCAACAAGAUCACCAUCAAGAAUGUCAGGAACGACGAUGAUGACUACAAUUACGACAGCGAAAAGGAGGUCGUGUGGCAGGACGACAAUUACAUUCGGCCCAUCAAAGACAUCACAGCAAGAGAGUGGGAGGAUACUGUGUUCAAGGACUUCAACCCUCUGGUUAUACUUGUCCAUAACCGAUACAGAAGGCCUCGAGAGAACGAGCAGGCCAGGAAUGAGCUAGAGAGAGCGGUGGAGAUGUUCUGGGAGUCCGGAUUGCCUUCACCGAGGUGUGUAGCCAUUGAUGCUUGUGUCGAGCAUGACCUCGUCGAUGCACUGCAAGUGUCCAUCUACCCGGAAAUUCUCUUCACUAAAGCGGGGAAGAUAUUGCAUCGCGAUAAAGUGGUUCGGAGUGCAGAUGAGUGGUCGAAGAUAAUGGCAUUCUUCUACUAUAAAGCCGUCAGGCCAUCAUGCUUAGAUGAAACCGCUGGCAAAGAUCAAGAGAAGAUUCCAUCACUCUCAUAGAGGAGGUUGAUUAAAAAUGAUAUGGGCAGGAUAGUUCGAUGCAAAGUUUGUGGAGUAUAAUUGUUGAAGUCCAACAAUGAACUGAUUGGAUUAAUGCCCCAAGAAGAGAUGGUGAUAAAUUACGAGAGUACACAUUAAGAGGGAUGAUGUCCGAGCCAAGAUGAAAUUGUUAAAUAUUGAUCAUAAUUGUCCUAAUGCAGAUGAGCUCGAAAGAAUUUGCUUUCAUUUUUAUAGUUGUUUUCUGAGUCUGAGAAUUUGAUCUAUUUGUGAUGAGUUUUUGUGAGGAAAAGAAGAACAAUUUGAGUAAUGUCUCAUGAAAAGAGAAUAAAAGGGAAAUGCUGAUGUGCAAUUUUCA